Drepanopeziza brunnea f. sp. 'multigermtubi' MB_m1 is the source of this 3081-nucleotide messenger RNA. RefSeq lists its product as uncharacterized. The record is from RefSeq and is a predicted model, not a curated record. Lineage: Eukaryota; Fungi; Ascomycota; Leotiomycetes; Helotiales; Drepanopezizaceae.
AUGAGAACCAUCGAGCUGAAGGCCGACAACGGCGACGUUCAAUUCGAACCGCUUUACCCUAUGACCGCAGAUCAAGAGGAGGAUCACGAGAAGGUUCUCGCCGCAUUCGACAUACUGACUGCGAUGAGCAGCCACCGUAGUCUCAGUAAUUCCAUGUGGUCUGACGAAAACUACAAGGCGCGCAUGGAGUUGAAGAAGAAGGCCACUCCGUGUUACAAGCCGACUCGGCUGACCGCUUUCAGGCUUGGUUCUGCCAAAGUCUCUGCCUCUUCUUCCUCUUUGAUGUCCCACCAACAACAAGCCGGAUACAUUCCACCACAUCUUCGUCCUGCAGUCCAGCCAACAAGCUCUCCUACUCCGACUCCGACUCCGACUCCUACUUCACCUCUCCGCUUGAGUGCUGCUGCUGCGGCUUUCGUCCCUCGGUCCCCGCCAUCUUUCCCUCUACAAGGAACUGCAGCCCCUCGCCUGAGCGCUACAGCCACAGCCUUUUCUCCACAAUCACCUUCUCAACCUCCACCAAGUCCACCUUGUCUGAGCGCUGCAGCUUCAGCAUUCACCCCUCUCAGCCCUGCUGCCUUCGUCCCAUCUACAUCAUCGACAACCACAAAAACCCAACCACCUACAACUGGUUACGUUCUGCCGCACUUGCGCCGCCGUCCUGACACCACUACUCUUUGCGCUAAAUCUGCUACAGAUAAGCCUGCUGAAGUGGCCGUCAAGGAGACAAAGAUUGUGGCCCAGAUCGAACCUCACCUUCAAGCACCCCGAGUUGGAUCUGAGAAGUUUGCCGUCGUCGUUGAACCCGCUCCUUACGUCCUCCCACAUCUUCGCCGCGCGGGAAACGCCACAGCUCUGCAAACAAGUCCUGAGAAGCCUGCUGAGACAACAUCCACAAUACCUUUCCAAGCUACACCGUUCCAAGCUACACCCUCUGAAGCUACACCCGCACAUGUUUUCGAGCCUGCUGCACUCCCAAACAACGCCUUUAUUUCUGUCACAUCUGCUACUCCUGACAAACCUGCUGCUACAUCCCCCGAGGACACGAAGAAGGAUGAAUUCAUGGAGUGGAUAAGCAAGAAGAAUGCGCUGCCCAAGAUUGUGACUAAGAUCGAGAGAGCUCCUUCCGUGGUCGCAGUCAAGACCCAAGAAAUGCCUUCCUACCAAGUCCAGCCUCCAGCUGCAGAGUACCAAAAGCCUGCUGAUAGUUCGGCUUUGAAGGAUGUCUCUGCCGAGGUUAAGAUAUCGCGGAGCCAAGAGCGCGAAGCUGCAGAGGUUGCUGCGUUCUUGGAUCAUAUUUCAAAGGGUAAUAAGCUCAAGAAUUACGGCGGACCGAAGCAACUUCACAACAUGUCCGCUACGCCCAACAACCCCUUUGCGAAGGAAAAGUUCCACCUGAAGCAGAAUUCUAUCCAGAAAUUCCAAGAAUCCUUGGAGGCCGGUGCGACUGCUCCCACUUCGGGCAAGAAGUGGACCAACGCUGCCGUUGUAAAUGCGCAACAAGUUCAGCCAAUUGUCAACUCCUUCGAGGCUCCUAUCACUCAAAACGCCGCUUCCGCUUUUCAGACCAGACCAGUAGGGUUGGCUGAGAACAAGAAGCCCGUGGAUCAAAUUGGUCAAAUGGGUCCACAGGCUAUCUUUAACCCCAACAGCAAGGCUCCCAACGGAUCUGCUCAUCUUACCGGUACCGGAACCACCAAGCCAGCUGGAUGGGCCACCCCCAUGAAGUUCAUAGCUGCCAAAAUCUGCUCAGAUAUCAAGAGCCAGCCACCUAUCGCUGUUGAAGAUGCUCAUCCCCUGACUAAGGGUGCACUCAUCAAAACCACAGGCUUCAAACCCGCCAAGGAGAGCGGAUCUUUCGGUGCCCGGAUCAGCAACACUGGCGUUGCUCCCGCAGUACCUUCUCAAGAUAUUCGCGCCACUACAGGCAACGAUCCAUCAGCGCUUGUUGAUUGGAAUGGCGCUUGGGCCCCAGGUCCCUGCGACUGGGAGUACGAGCGAGGUGGCUUUGAUGACGGCUUCGUCCCUAACUACAUUCGCGACUGGCAAAACACCAUUCCAGCUGCCGCAUCAGUCUUGGUUGAUGUCAGCGCCCCUGGCUUCCUUGAUGGCACCUGUCCACUUAGAGAUGCUGAAUUGAUGCUUCCUGUUAUUUAUGAUGGGCCAACCUUCCCAGACAUUGAAGGCUCAGAGGACAACAACAAGCGCUUAUACCAGAUUGCCGAGCAUGAGGCUCACAACUUUCUUGUCACCUGGGAGCGAAAGCAGAUGCGCGAGAAGAAGAUGAUCGAGUUGAGUAAUCAGCGUCAUGCUGAGAUUGCCAAUAUGCCUCGGGAGCCAAAUCCCUUUGCGCCACAGAUUGACGUAUACCUCCGUCCAGUCGAGUACAAGGAUGUUGCAGACCUUACUAUCAUCUAUAACCACUACGUCAUGAACACAGACAUCCCUGAGGAUCAAGAGAAGAUCGCCGUUGAGGAUAUGUCGGAGAUCAUCAGAAUCACCAAGGCCGAGAAGUUGCCGUUCAUCGUCGCUGUCAAGGGACGCAUGCCAACCUCGAAUGAUGCUCAGGGUCGCUCAGGUUCCAAGAAGGUCAUCAUGCCCGCAGUUGAAUCCGUUAUCGGCUUCUCAUUUUCGGAACGCUACGGCUACGGCUUCGCCUCGCGCGCAAAUGGAAGAUCCCGAGCUACUGCCACCCUCCAGUUGUACACCCACCCAGAUUACACUCGCAAGGGCGUUGGCCGUAACCUUCUUGACCGCCUCAUACACUGCAUCACACCUUCCUACGCCUAUAAGAACGCUUGCGGAUGGAUCAACCCCACCAACGACAAGGUCAAUGAGAGUGGCGGUGGUGGCACCUUCCAUCAGGUUCUUUUCCAGUUCCCAGUUGAGUCAAGAGACGAUCCCAAUAUCGGAUGGAUCUCACGCUUCUUCCUCAAGUUCCAUAUCCGCGAGAGCAACCCCAACAAGCGCCUGAAGGCAAUCUGUAGAAGCUCCCCCAGAGGCAUCCGAGCACAUUUUCUCGACAUGGCCAUCUUUCAAUACGAGACCCACCACGCGGCUGAGUUUGAUGCUUUUCUAUGA